Molecule: messenger RNA, 1222 nt
Organism: Drosophila montana
Lineage: Eukaryota; Metazoa; Arthropoda; Insecta; Diptera; Drosophilidae
Gene: Yeti
Product: craniofacial development protein 1
Exons: 2
Coding region: 165-1043 (292 amino acids)
Cellular component (GO): Swr1 complex
Source: RefSeq, a predicted model, not a curated record
GGAAUGCUGUCGGGCAGCUGUUUUUCGCGUUGCGUGUUUGUGUGCUUUGUGCUUGUGUGCAUGUCUCCAUACUAAUUCUUUGCGGCCGGAAAAAUCUUAAAACUCGCUGUGAAAUAAAAAAAUAAAAUUGUGUUUAAUCUAAUAAAAAGUAGCUGAAACUUAAUAUGAAUAAGGAGCAAGACUAUGCCUCGGAUAGCGAUGAAAGCGACGAGGAUUUUUGCCUAGAAAAUGAAGCUGAUGCGGAUUCCGGUGAGGAGGAGGAAGACGACAGCGAAAGCGAAUUCGACGACGAAAACGACGCCGAAUCAAGCGAAAAACCAAGCAAAGCUGCAAAAGGCAAAAAGAAAGACAAAGUAAAGCAAAAGUUAAUAGAGACCGACAGCGGUGCAGGAGCUACACGUAGCACGCGUCAAACGGAAGCCAAACAAAAUGGACGCGAAGUUGCGGAAAAGGACGAAUUGGAAUCAGACGAGGAAGCCGACAAAUCGCGCUCCGAUGCGCUCUGGGCCGACUUUCUGGGCGAUGUCGGUGCCAGCAGCAAACCCGCCACAAAGCCCAAAGAGACACCGUCGCCCGCCAAGCCGACAGAUAGCGGUAAACGCACAGCGCCGGCCGCCAAGCAAGUAACGGAAGUUCUUGACUUUGCCGGCGAAAAGGUGACUGUGACCAAAACCAUCACUAGUUCCAGUUCCAGUUCCAGUGCUAAGGAGAACCAAGAGCAGCCGGCAUCGGUAAGCCCUAAAUCUCCAGCGCCCCGCGCCUUUGGCGCUGCCAAGCGUCCAGCCAAUGGUGGCGGCGGGGGUGGCGGCGGCGGCUUGGGCUCUUUGCUCAAUCAGCUGGGCAAGAAGAAGAAAAUGUCAGUGUUGGAAAAGUCACAGCUAGAUUGGAAGUCCUUUAAAUGUGACGAGGGCAUCGAUGAAGAUCUGCGUACACACAACAAAGGCAAGGAUGGUUACUUGGAACGCCAGGACUUUUUGCAGCGCACCGAUGUGCGGCAAUUUGAGAUCGAGAAAAGCUUGCGUCAGACGCGGCGUACAAACUAAAACACGCCGCAACCUCAUUCUGCAAGUUUUCCACUUUCCAACACACAUUCACACUUGCUGUCCACACAUUCGUACACGUCUUUUAUUUAGGAUAGUGCGUAUGCCUAACAAUAAGUUAUAUAAAUACAUAUAUAUCUAUAUCCGUAUCGCUGUUCCAAGCACUAUCGAAUCGUAUAAUA